Molecule: messenger RNA, 16095 nt
Organism: Lymnaea stagnalis (great pond snail)
Lineage: Eukaryota; Metazoa; Mollusca; Gastropoda; Lymnaeidae
Source: the annotation of a GenBank genome assembly
UAAACAGGCUACCAGGCAACGGCGUAGAUGGAUCAUAGGCGCAGGCGUUCGUUGUCUUAGAAAUUGAAGCUCGCGGAGGUCCUGGAAAAUGAUGGGUUAGUAAUUCAAGUUUCUAAGUCAUUAUUUCCAUGCCUCGAUAAUUGCUUUUUUUUUCAUCAUCAAUGUGAAAGCCAAAGGGAAAGUACGAAUACAGCAGACCAUCGCUGAACAGACUGAACAUUACAAAGUAACAAAUUUGUCAAAAUUGGGUAGGCCCAAAGUGUCUGUGUACUGUGACUGUAUUUUACAAAGUAACAUGCUAAAGAAAAUUCUGUAAAUGCAAAGAAGAGACGCCAUGUUUUUUCUCAUGGCCGCAAUCUUGGUUGACACGGCCAGUUAAUACUCAGUACUGUCACUAAACCUAACUAAACUAAAUCAACAAAUCUGUAUCCAUAAAACUGCCUAAUCCUAACCUGAACCCUAAAUGAUUCCCUCAACCGGUAAUCUUGCAGUUCAGGUGCAUAUAUUAUUUCUGAUUGAAUUUUGUGCUAUAGCAUGUAAUUUUAGGUGUAUUCUUAAUUAAAUUAAUAAUACAGGCAGUGAUUUUUCUUAAAACUAGCCAAUAUUAUUAAUAUAGCCUACACGGCAUCACUCGUGAUGGCAUUCGGAAAUGAAAAUCUUUAAUUUAAUAUCCCUUUGACAAACAUCUAAAUUAUGGGGCCUGUGAAAAAAACAGGGAAAUGGAAAAUUGCAAUCUGGGAUGUAUUGUGAAUUUUAAAAAAAAACAAGAAAAUGAAUAGAUCGUUUACGCUACCAGCUGUGUACCAAUGGAGGCUGUAAAAAUCAAUAAAAAGAAAAGUUAGUGCUGUACAAUUUAGUGUUAGUGUUAACUAAUACUGUCUGAAUUAAAUUUUAUAAAGAGUACACCUAAGUUUACAGGCAAUAAUACGAAAUUUGAUGAGAAAUAAUUAUACGCACUUGAGCUGCACGAUUACCCCUAAACCUAACCUGAACCCUAAUUCACAGCAACUUUAAUAAACAGGCAAUUGACGUCAUGGCAUCUCUUCUUUGCAUUAACCAAAAAUUCAAAAUUGGUCAAUUUACAUUCUCUCGUUCUCCUUGCCACACUGAGUUUCUAAGGAUUAUCUCCCCUCUGAUUAGUCGCAGAUUUUUUACUAGAGUUAACUGCUUUUUUUUUUUAAAUAAUACUACUAAUUAAUACUAAUACACUGAUGAAAUAUGUUUGAUUGAUGGCAUUUUUUAAUUAACAUUUCUCUCGUUCUCCUUGCCACACUGAGUUUCUAAGGAUUAUCUCCCCUCUGAUUAGUCGCAGAUUUUUUACUAGAGUUAACUGCUUUUUUUUUUUUAAAUAAUACUACUAAUUAAUACUAAUACACUGAUGAAAUAUGUUUGAUUGAUGGCAUUUUUUAAUUAACAUUUCUUAGGAAAAUUAAUUAUAAUAUUUUGAAAUGAGGCUAUUUUUCUGCAGCCUCUCUGAUCAUUUUGAAACAUGGAUUUAGGAUUUUUGAAAGUACUCUGCACAGUCUACCGCUCAUGUCCUAAAAUUUAAAAAAAAACUUGUUCUGCAAUAUGGUGUAUCUUUAGAACAUUGCAUACAACAUCAAAUUAAGUGACAUGUGUCUCUUAAAUAAUUGCUUUCCUCAUCAGUGAUGUAUCAGUUUUUGUGUUCUGGUGCAUCUAUAACAUUUAUGCUAAAUUACAUGUGGGGUUUUUUGUGUCACGAAAAGGAUUAUCAUAUCGAUUCAGUAAGCGUAUAUCACAUACAUACCUUUUUUGUUAUUUAUUCCUUAAAAAUAAGAUUUAGUACCUUAGAAACUACAUUCAUUCUCAAAUUUGAACAUAUUUAAGUUAUUAAAAAUUACCAAGUAAAUUAAAAGUUAUGCAAAUCUGAAGUUAAUUUUAUUCGAUCAAGAUGCCGGUAAUGGCUAUUAUUACUGUUGAUUAUGAUAUGAUAGCAGUCAUAAUAAUUGUUAUUCUCUUAUAAAUGACUACUCAUAUGGGAGAAUAUUAAUAAAAUUAUGCCUAAAAUAACAGUUAUUUAUCUUAAUCUUAGACUUAGUCUAGUCUAGUGCUAUUAUUGUGUCUAUAAAUAUAUUACAUAAUGACAAUAAAAAAUAAAUGUAAUUAUUGUAAAAUUAUUAACACAAGUCUUGUUUAAAAUUUGGUAAUAUAUAACUUAACCUAUAAAACCUUUAUUAAAAGACAUCAAAUAAAUAAAUAAGACUCCAACAAGAUCAUCAUAGUAAAUAUAAUUUUAUUAGGACAUAGAAAAGCAGUUAACAAAGACAAUUGUUUUAUAUAUCAAAUGACAGCACAUUAAUUUUUUGUUUGUAAAAAGACAUGUUAUAAAUAGGCUUCUUAAAAAGAUGUUAUUUCUAGGCUUCUUCAGGUACAAGAGAAAUUUUAAUUUUCUACUAAAGAUCUUUGUGGAAUUCCUUCCACUUCCAUUGACAAUGAGGCACAUAUGAACAAGGAUGGCAUAGACAAAGUCUAUGAAGGAGAGUUUUUAGGAUUCAUCAACAAGACCAAGAAGUCUGUAGGGGAUUGGACAUAGAACAUGUCAGGCAGAUCAUCCCCAUCCUCUUUUAAAAUUUAAUCACAUUCCGGUACAUUCAUAUUCAUGUCUCUUUGGUGAUUUUAGUAGUUUUUAUUUAUAAUUUCAUGCAUUUAAUUUUAUAUUAAAAAGACUUCUUCCCACCAUUCAUAAAUAUAAUAAUUUAUUUAAAAUAUAACUGAAUCAUAUAUUUAAUUAAAAUAUAAUUAACAUAUUACUUUUGUGUUUUUUUUGCCUUCACAAAUUAUAAUUUUCCCAAUUUUUCUGUAUAUCAUUUUUUUUUUAAACAUACCUGCAAAUAAAACUAUCCAAAAUAGAAAGUGUUGAUGUAAUGUAAAAGUUUUGUUGUUCUUUGUGUUGUAUAUUAGAUCCUAAAAAUUUGGUGCAAUCAUUUUUAAAAAUAAAAUGUUAUGUGUAAAAUGUAGAAAUUGGAAAUUUGGGUCACAAUUUUUUGGGGGUAAAAUAUAUAGAUUAUAUAAGUAGCUUAAAAAAUUCCCCCAAAAAAUCAUAACUCCACUUCUAUGAAAGAUAGAAAGAUGAAAUUGCUCAUUUUGGAAAGCUUAUAGUUUUAUAGCCAGUCCUUUAACAUGAUUUAUCUUUAAUGGCAGUCAGACAAUAUACAUAUUUUUGUCAAAGUACCUACAUGGAUUUUGACUUUUCUUGCAUCUUUUGGACUUAUAUAAAGUAUUAAGUGUGUAAAAAUGUAUUGGCUGAAAGAUUAAGUUGGAUUUUCAUUAUUUUGAAUAUUUAAAAAUAAUUUUCACUUUUUUAGUCAAAUUUAUAAUUUUCUCAGUGCAGUGUGUUUUGGGUUCACAUUAGGGGUUAGAAUGUUCAAAUAAAAUAAUAACAAAUAGGUCUCAAUUAUUUAUAAAUGCUUAUUAGAAAGCUUUUUAAAAAAUGCUCUUAUUGAUUGCCUAUGAUUCUCUUAACACAGCAAUUGAGAUAGUUGUCCCUAGGCAACUGUUUCAUCUCAGCUGCUUCGUAAAUUAGUUGCAAAGUAGAAACCUACUGUAGAAAUCCCUAAAUGAUGGUUUCUGAUGCUUACCCGGGAUGGGCAGGGGAAGAUUUUAGGACAGAAUUAUACCAUCCCAACUCCUGGGAAAGUCGAGUGCUGACACUUUGAGAGCAGGCUUAUCGGCCGACUGGAUGUUCUUGGGAUGGGGUGGCCUCUGUUGGUACCCGAUCAAGUGGGUGCUGGCUGGGGAUGUACUGGCAAAGGGAGAUCUCCAAUAUGCCACUUCACAGCCCGAUACUUGAGCUUGGAUCGGGCUUGGCGGAAGGGGGUGCUUUGGGGAGGGCAUAAAGAGCUUGGUACUAGCUCGACAACCCGCUGAUGCCAUUUUCUAAUGUACAAUUUCAAUGCUCUUUUUUAAAUUUUCUCAUCAGGCUUUCGCAACUCUAUGCAGCUAGACAAGGCAAAAAUGCAGGAGCGAACUAAAUCAAAAUCAUCCCGCUCAACUGACAAAUCAGUCAAGGGUGGAGACAAAAAAGGGCAGGACAAAGGCUCCAAGAAAAAGCAGACUUCAAAAAAGGCAAACAAGUUUGCUCAGCAUUUUUACAUACAAGGCACAAAGGUAGAAACUUAAAGGUUAUUAAGAGCUAUUCAUAUUUGUAUUGUGUACUGAGAAAGAUUAUAUGAACUAAAUGACCCAUGGUGUAUAGAUUGAAGAGUUCACUGUAAUUAAUUUUGUAAUGACACAUUUAUUUUACCACAGAACACAAUUUACAUCAAUAUGAUGAGCAUUAGCUGUAGCUUAUUCUACUUAUUGCCUAGGUCUGUUUGGAACUCAACAACAAAGGGUAUCGAGAAAUCCCGGAAGGAAUAUUUGACCUAGACCUCACUUGCUUGUUUUUAAUUAAUAAUGACAUCGAUCGCCUGCCAGAUAGUUUCAUUCAACUUACAAAUUUAGAAGCCCUGGUCCUCACAGGGAACAACAUCCAUGUGGUCAAUAGACACAUUUUUAAUCUUCCUAAGCUUCAGGUAUGGAGUGAAGUUUUCAUUAUCAUUUUAUUCUAGAUAUAAUAUUUUAAAACUUAAAUUAUCCCACUGUAAUUUUUGUAAAAUAUCAAUUUUUUUUUUUUUUUUUUUUUUUUUUUUUUUUUUUUUUUUUUUUUUUUUUUUUUUUUUAAAAUAUUUAUUUUUUUUUUUUUUUUUUUUUUUUUUUUUUUGCUUUAUUUGUCAAUAUUUAUGUUUGAAAUACAUGAUAACCACAAUAAAGAUCACAUAGCUUCUAUAGUUUGCUGCCUCUGGGACAGGGAGAAGAAAACUGAAUGGCACAACAAAAUAAAUAGAAAGCUAGCAUCACAAAUGUGUCCCGGUUAAGAGUGAAGUUGGUGAGGUUGUCUCAAGACUGAAUAUCAGACUAUUUCCAACAAACACCACCACCAUUUGAGUGGAACAUGUGGGACCUUAAAUAUGGAUGGGUGUUGGCUUUAUUGAUCAGCUAGAUUUUAGUCAAAUUUUGCAAAUGUAAUGAACACAAAAGAAAAUAAUGGUGCUUUUGUUAACUUUUAUGGGGGGGGGGGGGCAGAAAAUGCAAGCACUGAAUUACAAUUAUUAACUAUGUAUACCAUAUUGAUUGCAUUGUUUUUUGAUGCUCGUGACUUGUAAUAUUUCUAAAUUUUUUAACACAAAGUGGCAAAGGACAUUUAAAUCAAAAUUAAAUAUUUUUUUAAACAGGUUUUGGAUUUAUCAAACAAUGAGAUUUCCACCAUAUCCUCUGAGAUAUCCGGCCUUAAAUCCUUAACUCAAUUACUCCUCAACGGCAAUCGUUUAGAGAGUCUUCCAUCUACAAUUGGGGACAUGACUCAGCUACGAGUGCUUGGCCUAAAUGACAACAUUCUGACUUCAUUACCAGACAGCCUUUCCAAAUUGGAGCACUUGCAUGUAGGAAAAGAAGCAACAUAAAUAAAAAAUUUGUCACAGAUUAACUUCACAGAUAUGCCACACAGUGACUUAGAGUGUUUUUUAGAGACAUUUCCUAAAUUUGUAAAGAAGAAGAGUAUGACCAGAUUUUUUAGCAGAAAAUCAAAAAUAAAUUAAUUAAUAUUUACAAUAGUGAUGAAAAUAUCCAAAAAUGUCUUUAGACAGGGAUUCAGAACCUGUGGAUUGAAACUACAUAAUUUUAACAAUGGUUGCACUUUCUAUAAUUAGUAUUUUAAUUAUUACAUUAGUCAUAAAUUACAAUCUUAAUUAUGUAACAGUAUCCUUUAGUAUUAUCCAAAACAAGGCACAGUUUAUCUCUUUGGUUCAGUUCUUGGUGCUUUCUGUUUACAGCUUUACAUUUUUAACUAUAUCGUUGCUUUAAAGCUACUUGUAGUUGUUUUUUUAAAUUAGACCACAAGGUCACUCUACACAUGUAUAUAAGAAAAUAUUCCACUGUAUUAUUUUUUUUUAUUCACGUAAUUAUUUAGUGAUGAGCAGUGCUUGAAAUAAAUGUUUUAUCAUUUAUAGUUUUAUGCGUAUGUGAUGAAAUUUCUUAUAGUCUGGCUAUUUAUUAAACCACAGCUUCUUUAAAAAAAUUUCUAUGACUAAUUUACCACCAAUCAUUUCCAAAAGAUUUCCCUAUGGUUGCUACAUUAUAGUAUUAAAUAUUAAUUUUUAUUAAAACAUUCAUUUUAAAAUUUUUCUUUUACCUUAAAAAUUUGAAAUAAUUUUUCCUUUUUUAUAUUUUUACCUACAUUCAUUUGUCCUUUUUGUUUCAACAACUCAACUGUUGACAGAUUCUAGCCUUGGAAAGAAAUAUGCUGGAGUUUCUUAACCCAUCAGUUUGUAAAAUAGAAAGUCUUCGCCGCCUGGGUCUGUCUGGCAAUAAGAUGAGCAAUUUGCCUCAUGAGAUUGAAGGAAUGACAGACUUGCAGCAACUUCUUUUGGAUGACAAUCAAUUUGAAUUCAUCCCCAUUCAGGUGAAUGACAUGUUUGUGAGAUACGCACAUGAAACAUACUCUGCCCCAUUUAUUUUAAGUAACUUCUGUAUUUGAUCUGAGGUGUGCACCUUGUUGGGAUGUCUGCUUGGCCUUUUAUUUGUUAUUGUAGUCAGAAAAUGGCAAGGUUUGGAAUGGCCUGCACUUUCAGAGUAAUACGCUGCAAUACUUUCAAAUGAACUAACGAGUGAUGAGAAAGGUAGGGAUUGUUCAUAGACAUGCUACAAUAUUUUUGGCUGAUAUUUUUAGAGAACAUGCCAGCCACUGUUAUAAUUUGAAACAUUUUAAACUAACUUGAAACUUUAUCUUUAAAGAGUGAGCUUUUCUUUUUUGGCUAGAGAAAUGAGUCUUGAAUCUUCUGCAGAUCUUCUGGUUGCAUGAAUUAAUAGAGCUGUCCUUCUGUGGCAAUGGAAUAACACAGAUACAGCCAGAUAUCAAGAACAUGACAAAACUCAAAGUUCUAGGUUUGAGUAACAACAAGUUGACUGACCUUCCACACGAGCUGAUGCAGUUAACACAGAUUGAGUUGUUGGGUAAAUCUUUUCCUGUAAAACGGUUCAUGUGAUUUAUAUUUCUAUUGUCAUUGUUCCACUGUCCAUAAUUUUUUUUAGUCAUUGUGUAAGAUUUGAUCAAGAAAUUGUUCUACAUAAAUGGACAUAUUUAAUAUUGAUAAUGAUCAUUGAUGACUUGUAUAGUGCUUGUCUCCAUGCUUUUUUAGCAUGCUGACAGCGCUCUGAUGUCAUGAAAUCUAUUUAAAGAAAAAUUUCUUUAAAUAUCUCUUAAAUUAUUUUUAUCAUUUUUAAUGUCACCCAAAGAUGGAGACAAACUGUUACAUAAUUUUGGCUCUGUUGGUUCAAAAUACUGCACUCCGUGGGACUUCUUUCUGUGUCCAUCCACACUGGGAACUCUUGGUAUGGACUGUGAUGAAGAGCUCACUCCGUAUGACUUCUUUCUGUGUCCAUCCACACUGGGAACUCUCAGUAUGGACUGUGAUGAAGAGCUCACUCCGUAUGACUUCUUUCUGUGUCCAUCCACACUGGGAACUCUCAGUAUGGACUGUGAUGAAGAGCUCACUCCUUAUGACUUCUUUCUGUGUCCAUCCACACUGGGAACUCUCAGUAUGGACUGUGAUGAAGACUGCAGGUUCCUAAAGGAUACAUGUUUGCAAAUGUAGCAUAUAGCCUUCUUUAUAGCUGUAUGCCAGGGACAGAAUUUUGUGGUUAAUGCGCUCACUCAUCGGAAGCCAUUUAGAUCUUUAAGAACUGGGGUGAUGUGGUCAGAUUUCUUUAUCCUUGAUGCAAUUCAUGCUGCAUUAUUUUGUACCUUCUAGAGCCUCUGAAUUUGGUUUUUAGGUUUGGUUUUUAGGUAAACCCCACAGCCAACCGUUACAGUAAUCUAAUCUUGAUUGGAUUAGAGUGACUGCUAAGGCAUUGGCUGUUCUCUUAUUAAGUUGAGGACGCAUCUGACCAGGGUGAAUGUUGAUAUUUAAUUGAGAAUGGAAUUAUUGCAGAAUUUUGAAAAAGAUUAUUCACGGUCCAAGACAUCAGAUACUUUAUUCUUCAAACUACUUGUUUUAAUUAAGUCAACAAAAUAUCUUCUUUUUUUAAAUUUCAUUCUAAAAUGUCUGGUAUGUACUCCUAUCACUUGUGCGAUUGUUGUUAUCAAUAAUGUCCUGUUAAAGGACAGAACCAUCUUAUACUGAAGAUUUACAGUACCUGAUCAGUUAAGAUGACCUUUUUGGGGGGAGGGGGGGGGGUUGAUUGAGGUCUCUCCCCCAUAUCACCACGAAUUUUAGUUUAGCAUCAUUCUACACUUAGUUGGGGAUCAGAAGAAGAAAGGACCGUGGACAUUUAUUACGACUUUUAGAUAAACAUAAAUAAACUUUUCAAGACAUUUCACUUUCAAGUAAUGAUUAUUUGACAUUACCGGUAUGUGGAACAUCAUUUAGUAUCAAACCUAUUUUCUGGGUAUGAAACCAUUUAGCUGUUUAUGGAUUUUUUAUUAUUUUUCUUUUCUUUCUAUCUUUUUUAAAUAGAAAAAGCUUCAACACUUUUAAUUAUGACAUUCAUUUUAAAUUUAAGGAAAACUUAAACAUUUUUUUUUAAAGUAUAAAUUACUUUUUAAAAAAUUAAUUUUGGCCAAAAGGUAUAUUUGAAAGCUAUAAAUCACUGACUCAAAGGUUUUAAAUUGUGACCAUAUUUCCUCAGCCCUGGACAAUAACUGCCUCACAAGUCUGUCAGAAGACAUAGCAAACUUGUACUGCAUGAAGGAGUUGAACCUUGGCUCUAACUUCCUCACUGAACUUCCAGACAGUAUAAGCCUAUGCUGUAGUCUUGAGGUUAGUCUUAACUUAUAUAAUACUCAUUCAAAGAAAUUUAUUGCAGGAUACUGCAAAAACAAAAAAAAGCUUUGUGAAACCACGAUUGCAGUCAACGCUGAAUACUGUAAAGCACUCAAAUGAGCUUCAUAAAAAUUAGUAUUAAAAUAUUUCAAUGAAAUCCUGGAUAUUGCAAUGGUUCCACAUUAUUUCAUACAACUGCGUUCCUCCAAAGGUUUUGGGUUUAAGCAACACAAAUUAUCAAUAUGAAAACUGGGAUGUUACUUGCUGUAAAAAAAACAUGCAUUGUUUCUAAGACUAUCACUGGAACUGCUGAGAGAAAAAUCAUACAUUGUUUUCAGGACUAUGACUAGAACUGCUGAGAGGAAAACCAUGCAUUGUUUUCAGGACUAGAAGAACUGCGGAGAGGAAAACCGUGCAUUAUUUUCAGGACUAUGACUGGACCUGCUGAGAGAAAAAAUCAUGUUAAGCACCAAACUGCAAAUUCAAGAGUUAUAUCACUGUAAUAUAUUGCAAUCAAAGGACAAUUCAUUUUCAAUUAAAUUUAGUGGAAAUGGCCAGCAUGAAGUUAUGUACCUAUUGAGAUUAAAAUAGCUUUAAGUUUAAAAAUCAAUCAAACCAAAUGUGUAUGCUGGAAGUAAACAACCCAAAGGGUGUAUGGCUGAAGAAAAACAAAAAGGAAGGGUCCGUGCAACUGAAGUAAAGAACAUCUUUUGAGGAAAUUCAUGAAAAAGUGUUAUGGCUGAAAAAACUAGUAUGGCUUACGAUUCAAGUAAUUCACAGUUGAUUAGAUCACAUGCCUUAACUAAAGCAGGUUCGUGAGAUACAUCAAGAAAUAAUGCGUGUUAGCCAAAGGUAUUCAAUUAAAGGAUUUGAAAUGAUUAAAUGCUAGAAUUGAUUUAAAAUCAAAAGGCACCCUCAACAAAACAAAAAACACCUUUUUUAAAAAAAUCAAGCAACUCAUUCAAUCCUAGGGGGAGGAGGAGGAGAGAAAAGUGGGUGGGGGGGUAAAUUUAAAGACAAAAAUAGAAGUAGAAAAUGCAUAUAAAGGUCUUUACAAUGAUUUCAAAUGAAAUAUUCACUCUUGGCAUUUUUUGUUAGAGAUGAUACAGUGAAUUUUCCUGAAUUAUUAAGUAUUGUACCAAGGCACAGGUGUUAAAAAUUAACUUGCAUUGUCAAGUUCUUUAAAGUUAUUUCCUCAUAAAUGGUACAACUGUUUUAUAUAAACAAGAUUUUCAUCCUUCCCCCUCUUUCCUGCAAUGUAUUGACACUGUUAACAUUAUCCCUUGCUUUCUCUUUUCUUCAGUUUUAUUUCCUGCACAAAAUAGUUUUUUGUUUGUUUUUUCACAUUUUUUGUAGACUCUAAGUGUGGUCAACAACAAGCUGACAAAGCUUCCAAUAGAGUUGGGAACCCUACAAAAACUGCACACUCUAAUGAUUUCACAAAAUGAGUUCACAUCCAUCCCAGUUUGUGUGGGGGCACUCCAGGGCCUACAGGUGCUUCUUGCAGAAGACAAUCAAAUAGAAGAAGUCCCAGAGACAUUUGCAGGACUCUCUCACCUCAAGCACUUUAACCUAAGCGUCAAUCGAAUCAGCAGCUUUCCACUUGCCAUUUGCAAGGUAAGAAAAUUUUAAUGAAAUAAUCGGGUGAUGAUUUUCUCGAGACAUACCAAAAUGCAUCAAAAUAACAUCUCAAUAUAUCAAUUCAAAACUAUCGUAUGGGGAGUUAACCAAUGUGCCAAUUAUUAUGCAUCUCUGUUUACAGGCAGCUUCCAUCAAGGAAGUAUUUUCAGGCCGCUCUGAAGUUACUGACUAAAUAUGUCUCAGUCAACAAGUAAUUAAAGCUAGUUGGGGGUGGUCCAUAUAGUAUUUCAUGCUCGGGAAGCAGGAGGGCACUUAAGAAAGUCUGACAGUUUUUUUAUGGGGGUUGGGGGGGGGUUUUUUGGGGGGGGGGGGGGGGGGGGGGGGGGGAAUGGGAAUAAACAUAAAAUGUGACAUCACACAUGUUUUUUAAAACAUACAUUUAAAACCUGAAAUUUAAUGUGAUGGAUGUAUUCUGACAGAAGAUGUCACUUUUAUAAAUAUGAGAGUUAAAUUGUGAAUUAUUUUUUAGAUUAAAUUUUAAUUAGUUGUCAAUUUUUAGUUUGAAACCAUGGGGGGUGGGGAUCCAAAAUUUGUGACAGUUUGUAACAGGGGAGGUAAAAAAAGAAAAGUGUUAAAAAAAUUGUGUGACAUACAUUAUGGAUAACCCCUUACCUAAGAGCAACUAGCCACUAAAUGAGUUCACUUUUGUCCCAUUGAAGCCGUUAUCCAACUGAUUGUCAGAACUUUCAGAAAACAAUUCAUGAAACAGUAGUGACAAAUAUUUGAAUCUGACCACUUGAAUGUCAAAGGGUAUAUAAUUUUUUUUGUCAGAACUUUCAGAAAACAAUUCAUGAAACAGUAGUGACAAAUAUUUGAAUCUGACCACUUGAAUGUCAAAGGGUAUAUAAAUUUUUUUUUAAAUAUAAUUUAUUUUGAAUUGUAGAACACUCACAAACAUAUCCUUCUACUGCGACUCUAAUAAAGCAUUAUUAAUAAUAAACUCUGUCUCCAGGUUCGAUCAUUGGAAGUUUUAGAUGUGUCAUGUAAUAACCUACUGGCCAUACCAAAUGAAAUUAGUAAUUUACAGAAUUUACAGGUAAGAGCACAUAAAAAUAAUCAUUUUAAACCAGUUGCAACAGGUGUGUAUUUCAACCUUUAUUAUUCACAGCUAAGUAAAUUUUUUUUCUUUUUAUUUAUUUUUUUUUUUUAAUUGAGGUCCUAUAACAAAGUGAAUUAUUAUUAAACAUAAGUUAGAAUUGCUUAAAGAUAGAGGUUUCAAAAAAAAAGGAAAACCUCUAGUUAAUCUAUAACUGUAUGAAUUUUAGCCUUAAAAAGGACUGAUUGAUUCAUCUUUGAACAGGUACUGAAUUUAAAAGAAAAUCUCCUGAAAGAAAUCCCACCACAGUUGUACAGCUUAUCAAAACUGCGAGGACUUGACCUGUCUGAUAAUGCUCUGUCUGAUGUCCCCAUCAAUGUGUCCGAGAUGACCAGCCUGAAUGAGCUCAAUUUGUCCAACAACAAGUUUUUUGAGUUCCCGAAAGCAGUUUGUGCCGUCCCAAACCUGGUUACCCUCCGCUUCGAUCAACAGAACGGCAACCAGGUCCCAUGCUUGCCAGACGAGAUCGGAAACUUGCGCGUCAAAGAGCUGAUCAUCAGCCACAACACCCUGAGAACAUUCCCCAAGACUAUAAACGGAAUGAACAACCUAACCCACCUUUAUGCCGACCACAACGAGAUCUGGAUGCUGCCGGAUUCUAUAUGUGAGAUGCAGAAGCUACAGCUGCUGCAUCUCAACAACAAUCAAUUGACAACUCUGCCACGGGAUUUCGACCAGCUCAUUUUACUUCGAGAUUUACGUCUCUAUGACAACCAGCUUAAGGUCCCCCCUAUGGAUGUUUGUGUCAGUGGAGUUUUACAGCCUAUUGGACUUUUCUUAAGGAAAGCAUUUAAAAGAGAAGGUACCUUUUGUUUUCUUAAUACCUUUAUUUUAUUUUUUAAACAGAUAGAGAUUGGGAAGAAAGGUGGGGGUCUGGAUAAUGCUUUGUGGGUUACUGCAAGUGACUGUAGACAACUCAGUUUGGUUCUGUAGGAUGAUUCAAAGAAACUCAUUGUUGUGUUAGGAGAUUCAAGGUGCUGAUACCUAUGCAUUGUGGCUAUUUAGGGUUAUUCAAGUUUUGAAAAAAUGUGACGUACUUUUCAAGUCUAUGUUUUCUGCAAAAAGUUGCACCACUUAACAAACAACUCACAUAGGGGAUAGAUGAGAUCAAGUCUUCAAAUCAUUCAAUUCUUAAAUGAGAGCCAGCAGUGAUGUAGUUGCGCCAGGAUGCGCUGAGGAGCCACACUGGCACAUUUCUUAUAUGUUACCAGUUCCCACCCUGCUUUUCAAUAUGACAGUAAAAAUUUAGUGGGGGGUUUUUUAUUUGCUUUAGUUAAAACCAAAUUUAAAUUAAUGGUGUAAUAAUUCCCCCCUUAAAUUUCAUCUUGCUGUGUGUUUAUAAAUAUUGAGGCAUCUAUUAGUCAGUGAUACAUUUAUCAGUCAUUGAGGAAUCUGUUACUCAAUGAGCCAUUUGUUAGUGAGGCACUAUUAGUCAUGGAGGCAUCUAAUAGUAAGUGAGGCAUUUAUGAACCAGCAAGGCUUCUAUUAGUCAGUAAGGCAUAAAUUAGUCAGUGAGGCAUCUUUUAGUCAGUGAGGCAUCAAUUAGUCUGUGAGGCAUCUUUUAGUCAGUGAGGCAUCAAUUAGUCAGUGAGGCAUCUUUUAGUCAGUGAGGCAUCAAUUAGUCAGUGAGAUAUCUUUUAGUCAGUGAGCCAUUUAUUAGUGAGGCAUAUUAUAUUAGUAAAUGAGCCAUCUGUUAGUCAGUGAGGUAUCUAUUAUUCUGCAAGGCAUCUAUUAGUCAGUGAAGCAUCUAUUAGUCAGUGUAUUAUGUUAACCGAAUGCACUGAUUACUCAAGAUUAUUUUAAAACUCCAGGUUCACAAUUUCAAACACCAAUUUUGCAUAGCUUAACUUGUUAUCUACUAGUUUUGUGUUAUUGUGAUACAGUUGCUUAAGUGCCUCAUUGCUUUAUUAUUUUGAAAUGUCAUCCAUUUGGGGGCGGGGGGGGGGGGGGAUAAGGGGUUUGUUUGUUGGGAAGGGAGGGGGUGGGGGGGCUAUUCUCUUAAAACAUUUCUCAGUUUGCCAGUCAUUGUUACUUUUCUUUUUGGUCAAAACAUUAUAUCACAUAAAAUUGUCAUGUUAAAUAGUUGCAAAAUGUUUUGAUCAAUGUUUUAUCUUUCCUCAUCGUUUGAUUAAUGUUUAUCAUUUUCUCUUCAGAGCUUCUAAUGGAGCGAAUGUUUCACGCUAUCAAAGAAGAUCUUACAAAGUCCCAACUACGUUCCCUACUCAAAAAAUUAAAAGUUCCAGAAGAUCAUAUCAUGGAGCUGGAGUCCAGAUUCCCUGGUCGCGACCAGGUCCCAGAGAGAAUACUGGCCGGCCUUCGUCACUGGAAAGAAUAUUUUGGACCAAUGGCUACAAUAGACGAAUUAAUUAGAAUAACUCAUAUCAUUAAUUUUGAUAAUGUGGCCCUCAAGUUAAAAACCAUGAAAAUUUUUGCCCAGAGAUUGAGGCUGUGACCUCAAUUUUAUUAUUGCAUAAGCACAUGUUUAGGAUUGCGUUUUCAAUGACUCGUCUAAGAAAGGGGAAAAUUAAAGCAGUUUCUGCCACGCAAAAUGUUGCCUUAGUAUCAACUUGAUUUUUUAAUGAGUAUGUACCACAUUUAUAUUUAGCCUUUUCAAAAAACUUAAUAUUUCUCUUUAGGGGCUUGCACAAGGACUAUGACACUAAGAAAUAUGGCAGAUGCAUUCACAAAGGAGCUGGUUAAAAUCGAUACAAUUUUUACAUGAAUUUUUUUAUUUUUACAGACGUCAGGGUAAUUUGAAUACAAAUUUCAAUACGAGGCUAAGUUUUAUAAUCAAAAAUGAUUACUGCUCAUAUUUGGAUCCUUUUAAAAGUAACAUCUGUUGUAAAAACUAUUUCAUGGCAUAAAUUAAUAUAUUUUGCACUAAUUUACUGUUAAAUUAUUGGAGCUCUUUUUUACUACCUAUUGUGUCUGCAGUUCAUUUGUAUCUCUGUUAGUGAUAAAAAGCCAUACACAGAAACUGAAUCGAGGUUCAGUGCAGACACCAAUGUAAAAUACUCUAGCAAAAAAGAAUCACUGAUUUCCCCAGUAAACUUUUACUACAUUUAAAUUAAUUAUUUCUCUCUCAAAAGUCUAAGGUGGUAUAUAAUUAUGGUUUUACUUUUUGAUUUCUAGUUAUUUUUAAAUAGUCAUAGAAUUUUCAUUUGAUAAUAUUACAUUUAAAAUCAAUUAGACUAAAUAAUAUAAAAUAUUUUUUUUUGGUUUCUUUUGCAUUAGAGGCCCCAAAAAUAAUCAUCCAUAGGCAUAAAAAUAUUACAAACCACUUGUUUAAUUAACAAUUUUUUUGGGACAUGGGAAAUCACCAAAUAGAUAAAAAUCCCUUAUAUGAUCUAAUGUCUCCAAUAGUUUACACAUUUUUGUAUCUUGUCACGCCUCCCAAAUUAUAAAUAUGUAUUGUGUCUUCUGAUGUCUCCAAUAUUAUGUAGACUAACAAAGUCUUGUAUAAUCCAAUGUCUCCAAUAUUUAGACUAACAAAGUCUUAUAUCUUCCAAUGCCUCCAAUAUAUAGACUUACAAAGUAUUUUAUCUUCCAAUGUCUCCCAUAUGUAGACUAAAAAUGUCUUUCAUCUUUCAAUUCAUCAUAUAUGACGCACACAAAAGAGAAUUAAAUCCCCCCCCCCAACCCCAAAAAUUACACCCUAACAUUGCUAACUUUUUAAAAAAAUCUUUGACUAAAUGAAACAAAGAAAAACUGCAACUAAACCAUCACGUUCUUCUCCCUUUUAAAAGUCUAAUAUCAAACUCACUCAUAAAAACACACCACUUCUUGCACGGCCAACUACAUCUCAUAACAAAGAUGUCCAACCAGACAAAAACAGCAAAAAAUAAAGCCAGGACCAGUGUUUAGAGCCCAGAGAGCACAAGAUGGUUGCCUAGUUGCUCCAAGUUUUGCUUCCAAGGCUUAAUUACCCUGGCUAGAACUAUUUAAAACAGUAUAAUAUACAAAAAAUUAAUUUCAUCUUAACUCUAGCUUUGUUUUUUUAAGAAACACAUUGUACUCCCUUUACUGGGAAUUCCUUCACAAUUUGUUUUGUCAUUAACAAUACAUUAACAAUAAUUCAUUGCGUCUUCCUUUGGAAUAUGGAAAGUAAUGUUGUUUUAUAUUUUCUCAAGCGUUUAAAAGCUUUCAUGAAAAAAUACAGAAUUCAGCUGAAAAAUGGAAAUAAAUUCAUUGUGUGUGCUUAACAAAAUAAAAUAUUUCCACAAAAAGACUAAGAGGGUCCACUCAUCCAUCCUGCAGGAAGAUUUUAAUUUUUAAAAUAAUUUAUGACAUUAAUUUCCCUCAUAUAAUUUUACUUACCCUGUAUUGAAGUAUUUAUUUUUCUUUUUAAAAAAUUGAAACCCUUUAAUCUUGACAAACAGUAAAAAUGCUAAUAGGCCCACUCAGUUUCAAUUACCUUCUAAGCCUUACAAAACUGUAUUCCUUCAUCAAGGGAAGAUUAGAAUCUCUCACAAAUUCUUUCAAGUCUCAUCUGCAUGACGAAAUCAUCUAUUUUUAUACCGAAUAAAUCCUGACAAUAUG